CAACGCGGACCAGUUCACCGGAGUGGGGAUCAAGGUGUCGUUCACCGGCGGGGAGGGAGACAUGCGCGAGAUGAACCAGCUCUCCGGCGGACAGAAGUCGCUCGUCGCCCUCGCGCUCAUCUUCGCCAUACAGAAGUGCGAUCCCGCACCGUUCUAUCUAUUUGAUGAAAUUGAUCAGGCGUUGGACGCGCAGCAUCGUAAAGCGAUAGCCAACAUGAUCCACGAAUUGUCUGCGUCUGCGCAGUUCAUCACGACGACAUUCAGACCGGAGCUGCUCGAGCACGCGCAUAAGUUCUACGGCGUGAAGUUCCGGAACAAAGUGUCGCACGUCGAGUGUGUCACACAGGACGAGGCGCGAGACUUUGUUGAAGACAGCGCUACUCAUGCAUAAUACUUAUAUAUCUUAACCCAUCAUAUUUACAAUACAUUUUGUUAAACUAUUUACUAUUUUUGACAAAACAGACUAUAGUAGAGUUCCAUUGAAAGUCCGCUGCUGGUCUUCGGGCUUUCUGAUGACGUCACGUGGUUAAAAAUUCUCGUCCCCAUUCGUCAUAAGGAUUUUCAUAUCCAUGUGACAUGGGAUUGAGGAAUCGCAUUUUAAUAAUAUCAGGGGACUAGGCUAAGGGCAUUCGCUACGAAGCGAUUCCACAACGAACUUCAAAAAUGUAUAGAACUGAUAACAUUCGAUAAGUCACGUGACUGUCGCGCUUCAGUUCUAUACAUUUAUGAAAUUCUCUAUGGAAUCGCUUCUAAGCGAAUGCACUUCGUGUAACCCUUCAGUUAUUUUAUUAGGAUUCUAAAAUUAAAUAGAAGCAAAUAAUUUUUUUAUAUUCUUUUUAGUAAUAGAAUCGACCACUAGUAGUUUGAAUGAAGAUUUAUGUCAGAUUUUUUAUUGAUUAAUUUAUAAUUAGUUCCAAUUUAAUAGUUUUUUUCGAAUUUUAGUUUGAAUAUCACCAAAGCGCGAUGAAUUGCCUGACAAGCGUUACGUUUUAAUGUGUCUAACAUAUCUCUAAUUCUAAUAACAUAUAUUGACAUUCAAUUACAAAAUUCUUGACAUUAAUAGACAUAAUGUUAUCGACCGAUAAAUAAAAGGAGCUAAAUCUUUAUAUCUUGAUGAUUAUCUACUGAAAUACAUAAAAAAACAUCAUUCUUGACUUUAAAUUGACGAAGUGAAGUGGAGAGAAAAACUGAAAGCUUUAUGUCGAUGGCGCCACCGUCAAAAGACCGCUGUCAUCUGCCAAAGUAUACGUCAUUCUCGCAAUUUAAAAAAAAUCAAUAUGUAUUCCUUAUUGAUUCUGCCGGAAUUAAAGAACUACUCCGAAGAUUUGAUCAUGCUGACAUCUGUAGUAAGCAA
This is a messenger RNA of Papilio xuthus (Asian swallowtail), 1354 nucleotides long. Its product is annotated as structural maintenance of chromosomes protein 3-like. The record is from RefSeq and is a predicted model, not a curated record. Bases 62 to 391 code for a protein of 109 amino acids. The transcript is spliced from 2 exons. NCBI's taxonomy places the organism in Eukaryota, Metazoa, Arthropoda, Insecta, Lepidoptera, Papilionidae.